AUGUUUCCUCAUAAGCACAGUUUUCCGUUUCCAUUCCCGAUUCCUGGAUGGGACCCAGACACUAACCCCUGGGAUGAAUCCCUGUAUCCACCGUUCAAGUCGGCGGAGCUUACGCGUAGGCAUGGUAACCCUCCCAGAGUUCGCCUCACGAGCGAUAGCCCAGCGAUGAGCGGCUCGUGCAUCACCUUCACAGCCGCGCUCGAGUACCCGAAGUGCCAGAGAGAAGAUGCCAGCGGAAAUCUUGUGUAUGACGAACACUGUGACGACGGUAUGGAGGCCUCAGCCAAUGGACAAGUGCGGUCUGGAUACGUCUAUAACUGGACCUCAUGGCUGGAUGACUACGGCUUUGGGAAGUGCGCGGAUCUGAAGCGUUGUAACGUGUUUCCCGAUGGAAAACCGUUUCCACAGAGCAACGACUGGAGGCGCAGAGGUUACGUCUAUGUGUGGCACGCGAUGGGGCAGUAUUUUGAGACGUGCGAUGGUUCAUCAUCCAGUAUAACUCUGAACACUACCAAUAUGACCUUUGGUGCUGGUGUGAUGGAGGUCAUGGUCUACAGGAAACGAGAACGCAGAAAGUAUAGUCCUCUGUCUACUGACAGCACUGUUUUUUUCGUUACAGAUAAAAUUCCACUGGCCGUGAAUAUAUCUCAGAAAGAGGCAGUAAACAUUACUGCCAAAAACACUUUCAUGAAGAAUUUCGACAUCAUCUUUAAUGUCCAGGUUCACGACCCCAGUAACUACCUGAAAACCGCUGCAGCUAUUGACUUUAUCUGGGACUUCCAUGAUGGGAAUCAACUCAUCACCCACAGCAAUGUAGCAACUCAUGCCUACAGCACUCUUGGCAAUAUUACCAUCAAGCUAAUAGUGGAGGCAACGUUCCGUAUUCCCUGUCCUCCACCAACUCCUACACCCAUGCACUUUACACAACCACACACCACAGCAGCAGCCACACUCCCUCCUGGUACUCAUGCCAUCACUAGCAAAAUAGAGACAACGCCCAAAGCGGUGAGUCAAACACCGUAUACCACUGCGCCACCUACUACACCCAUCAAAACAACUGACUUAACCACAGAACCCCUCCAGACAGACACCAUGCUGCCCCCUACUGGCACAGCAGCCACUGUUCCCGAGGCCAACUCCACCCAUGCUGAGCUAACAGCUCCACCCAUGACCAAACACAAACAUCUGACAGGCAACGAGUGUUUCCGCUACAUGUAUGGAAACUUUGAAGACCAAAUUAUUAUCAUUGAACCCCCAGCCAGCCUGCACAAAGUGGCAGCCAGUCGGAUUGUCGAGGUGUCAGCAGCCAAACUGACCAACGCCACGGUGAAUUUCCUAGUUACUUGCUUAGGCAGUGUGCCAACCUCAGCCUGCACUGUCGUGUCAGAUGUCACGUGCCAGCAGGUGAAGGACAUCAUGUGUGAUGAUGUGAUCCCUCCCGCCAGCGGCUGCCAGGUCAGUCUUCAGCGCACCUUCCGUGAGCCUGGCACCUACUGCGUCAACAUCACUCUGGCUGGCCUUAGAGGACUUAUGCUUGCUACCACAACUGUGACCAUCGGCAAUAACUCUAACAAAGGAGUGUCAGAUUCCCGAGCCGCUGAGGUGGUCCUGUCCUCCAGUGCGGUGUUGGUUGUCGUCUUUGCAUGCAUUGCCUUUAUGGUGUAUAAACGGUAUAAAGUCUAUCAGCCCGUGAGACGCACACUGUUGGAGGACACCGAGGGCAUUAGCAGUGGAGGUCGCCUGAGCAGGCUAAGAGCAGUGCUGUUCCCAGUCAAUGAGGAAAGAAGCCAUCUGCUGACGGAGAGGCACCGCCUGUAG
Messenger RNA from Chanos chanos (milkfish), 1818 nucleotides. RefSeq names its product glycoprotein (transmembrane) nmb (gene gpnmb). The record is from RefSeq and is a predicted model, not a curated record. The coding region runs from base 1 to 1818 and encodes 605 amino acids. The transcript is spliced from 12 exons. Gene Ontology annotation, molecular function: integrin binding. NCBI's taxonomy places the organism in Eukaryota, Metazoa, Chordata, Actinopteri, Gonorynchiformes, Chanidae. Gene Ontology annotation, biological process: cell adhesion. Gene Ontology annotation, cellular component: plasma membrane.